AUGGGAGCCAACUACCACCACAGCUGCACCAACUACCGCCACAGCUGUGACAACUAUCACUACAGCAGCCCCAAAUACCACUACAUUUGCGCAAACAACAGCCACUUUAGCCACAACAACAACCACAGCUGUGCCAACAACUACAAAAGCAGCCCCAACAACCACCAAAGCUGUGCCAACUACCACCACAACAGCACCAGCAACCACCACAGUACCACCCCCCACAGCAGCGCCAACUACCGACACAGUAGCAUCAAGUACCACCACAGCUGCGCCAACAACCACCCCAAUAGUGCCAACAACCACCACAGCUGUGCCAACAACCACGACAGCAGCUGCAACUACAACCACAGCAGCACCAAUUACAAUCAAAACCGUGCAAAAUACAACCACAGCAGCACCAACCACCACCAUUGCGCCAACAACAUUGACAGGAACGCCAACAACCGUGAAUGCAGUGCAAACUACCACCACAGGUGUUCUAUCUACACCCACAGUAACACCAACAACCACGACAGCAGCACCAUCUACCCCCACAGCAGCUGCAACAACCAUGAAAGCAGCGCCAACAUUUACAACUGUAGCACCAAUGACUGCAACACCAACUACCAAGCUGCCCCAACAACCACAGCUGCCCCAACUACUACCACAGCAGCCCCAACAACCACAGCUGUGCCAACUACUACCACAGCUGCGCCAUCAACUACGACAGCAGCCCCAACUACCACCACAGCAGCUACAAUGACAACCAAAGCUCUGCCAAAAACCACCACAAUAGUGCCAACUACCACCACAACAAUGCCAAACAACACAACCGUGCCAACAACCCCCACAGCAGCCCCAUUAACCGCCACAGCAGCCACAACUACCACCACAAUAGUGCCAACUACCACCACAACAAUGCCAAACAACACAACCGUGCCAACAACCCCCACAGCAGCCCCAUUAACCGCCACAGCAGCCACAACUACCACCACAGCUGUGCCAUCAACCACAAUAGCAGCAACAACUAACACCACAGCAGCCGCAACUACAACAGCUGCACCAACUAUCACCGCAGCUGGGACAACAAUCACCACAUCAGCACCAACAAUGACGACAACAACUACUACCACUUCCCAGACAAGUACUACGGCAAAACCAGUGACCACAGCUGCUCAGACAACAACUAAUGUUUCUCAGACAAACAAGUACCACUGCUGCUCAGACAAGUACUACUACUGCUGCUGGUGCUCGGACAACUACUACUACUUCCCAGACAAGUACUACUGCAUCACCAGUGACCACCGCUGCUCAGACAUCAACUAA
This is a messenger RNA of Monopterus albus (swamp eel), 1308 nucleotides long. RefSeq names its product mucin-7-like. The transcript is spliced from 4 exons. The coding region runs from base 1 to 1308 and encodes 435 amino acids. NCBI's taxonomy places the organism in Eukaryota, Metazoa, Chordata, Actinopteri, Synbranchiformes, Synbranchidae. The record is from RefSeq and is a predicted model, not a curated record.